GCGUCCGGCAUGGCAGCGAGCGCUGAGAAGGGCAGCACGACGACGCAGCACCGCGACCUGCUGGAGGAGGACGACGAGUUUGAGGAGUUUGAGCAGCAGGAGUGGGCCGAGGGGGACCAGGACGUGGAGGACCCGACGAUGUGGCAGGAUGGCUGGGAGGACGACGAGGAGGACGAGAACUUCACCAAGCAGCUGCGCGCCGAGCUGCAGCUCACGCAGGCGGCGGCCAAGGCCGCCGAGCCUGCGGCGAUGCAGCAGCAUGAGAAGAAGAAGGGCAAGAAGAAGGGCAAGAAGAAGGGCGGCGGGGGCGGCGCUGGGCCGUCGCAAGAGGCCGAGGCGCCGGCAGAGGAGGCAGCAGAGGAGGCGGUGGCGGCGGCGGAGGAGGCGGAGCUGGCGGCGGCGCUCGAGGAGAGCGCGAGGCUGGAGGAGGGGAGGCGGGCGGCGGAGGCGCAAGGGCCGUCGUCGGCCGCAGAGGCGCCGGCUCCGAGGGAGGAGGAGCCGCCGGCCGACUUCAUCUGCCCGAUCACGACCGAGCUCAUGAGUGACCCGGUGAUGGCGGCGGACGGGCAUUCGUACGAGCGGUCGGCGAUCGAGCGCUGGCUCGCGACCAAGUCGACGAGCCCGAUGACGGGCGAGGCGCUCGUGCAAAGCUUCCUCGCCCCCAACCACACGCUGCGCCGGCAGAUCCGUGAGUGGGAAGAGGCGAACGCAUGCUGAAGAGCGCAGCGCUUGCGCCGCCCGCCCCAGGCCGGUCGCCGCAGGCGCGGCAGCGGCUUACUCUACAGUCACCCUCCCGCGGUCUCGUCUCUCGAGCGACGCCUCGGCCCUCUCUCGCGGAAUCGUAGUCCAAGCGGCGUACAUACCGCAAAGACCACAAAUGCCGCCCGAGUAGAGGGGGUAAGGUGUGUAGAGUGCGGCUGUGUAUGGAACCUCUCUCUCUGUGGAUCCCACCUGAGCCCACUCGCGGUGCGAAGGCUCCUAAUGCGGCAACUGAGCCCGCAAGGGUAGGGCACUCAGGGAGAGGUUAUGUUGGAUAAUAUGUUGUGUUGUGGCG
Messenger RNA from Emiliania huxleyi CCMP1516, 1054 nucleotides. RefSeq lists its product as hypothetical. Gene Ontology annotation, molecular function: ubiquitin-protein transferase activity. Gene Ontology annotation, cellular component: proteasome regulatory particle, lid subcomplex. The coding region runs from base 10 to 717 and encodes 235 amino acids. The transcript is spliced from 5 exons. Lineage: Eukaryota; Haptophyta; Isochrysidales; Noelaerhabdaceae. The record is from RefSeq and is a predicted model, not a curated record. Gene Ontology annotation, biological process: proteasome assembly; protein ubiquitination; mRNA export from nucleus.